Molecule: messenger RNA, 3387 nt
Organism: Trichosporon asahii var. asahii CBS 2479
Lineage: Eukaryota; Fungi; Basidiomycota; Tremellomycetes; Trichosporonales; Trichosporonaceae
Exons: 1
Coding region: 1-3387 (1128 amino acids)
Biological process (GO): transmembrane transport
Molecular function (GO): transmembrane transporter activity
Source: RefSeq, a predicted model, not a curated record
AUGGUAGCGGACGAUCCGUUUCACGAGCCACCUGAGACGCCACCCCUUUUCACCACACGGCCCUUAUCGACUGGACCUUCCCGGCCGAUCCUUCGAGUCCACUCUGAAAAUGAUCUCGCUAGACCCGAAGAUCAUCAACACGGCGUAGGGCACACACAGCAGAACUCGGGCGGUGGAUCCGGAUCACGCACACCCGCUCGUCGUGUGCAGUGGACGACUGACCACAUUGUCAACCUCCCGCCGCUGUCCUCGUCGCCCAAGCCCGAGGAGGAGCACGAGCUCCAGAAUCUCGGCGCCGACUCUGACGGUGUUGCCACCCACACCGUCCAUCCGUCGAAUCUUCCCGAUGUCGACAGCGCCCUCGAGCGCUUCCAGCGCCGCCGCAACCGACCGAGCCAACUGUCCCUUGCUUCCGGUGUCUCGUCCGCUGACCUAAGCGACAUUGCGUCCGGGGAUGCAGACGAGGAAGACUACGACUAUCGACUAGACGUCGCCGGUGAGCGCGAGGCUGAGGCUGCUCAUCGCCACCCCUUCCAACUCCACCAUCAUCAUGGUGCUCCCGACGCCGAGGAGGGUGAGCACAACACCGAGCAGGACCUCCUGGACAACCCUCUCCGUGAGAACGUCGACCACUAUGUCCCGCUGGGAGAGACGGACGGUCUGCCAGGACAAGCGGCGCAGGAUCUGGCAAAGGCCCAUGACAUUGUGCGCGCCCACACAGGACGAUGGGCCGGCCUUCGACGACGUGUGAUGCGCGGAAGCGUCAAGAGGAAGGGCUCGGGUGACGACCAUGCCGAGAAGAACGGUCAGUCUGCGGAUGUUAAUGAGAAGUCCCGGACGAGCACCGACACCACUACGAGCGACCGACCUCUGAACCCUUCCAAUCACGAUCUCGAUGCGCAUCUCGGCGGUACGAGGAGUGCUGCCGGCGCCCUACCACCUGGCGGACCCACCUCUGUACUGGGCACGCUGCUCCAGCUGCAGGCUCUCGAAAACGACCACUCCCGUCCCGGCACUGGCGUGUCAACAGCGACAACGACAGCCGUCAACUCGGCGGCUACAACCCCGACGAGUUCACGACCGCCAUCGUUCACUGAUUCCCCUAGGGAGGAGAUUUGUGACCCGAUGCAGACCUCUCAGCCCGUCUCCUCGGGUGACCACAGCCCUCACGAGCCUCACGCACCGACACCGGUCCGGCCUCAUCAUCACCGUGGAUGGUCCAUGUGGUCGAGAACAUCGUCGCCGGACUCAAGCCACUCGCCAGCGUUUGGGAGGCAUCACAGGACGAAGAGCGCCCAAUCCCUCGCCAACCGUGUCGCCCAGUCCGACCAGGGCUUCUUCGGAACGCUCAACAAGUUCCACAGCCACUUCAAUGACCGACCGAAGGGUGCGCGAUCCGCAGGAGGCACUAUCGGUGGCCUCGUCGCCUCGACUGGAGCCAUGGCAGCCCCGCUCGUUCCCGAUCGUGCAGCCAAUGUCAUCAACCCCCGUCGUCCAGGAGUUGUUAUCGACAAGUACCACCUUGAGGAGCCUGCCGUGCGGCCGACCCGCCGCUCUGUGGCCUACGAGACUAAGAGUCUACCGGGCACACCCAUGCGGGUCUCCUCACCGCCGCCGCAAGGAUCGUCGCCUAACAACUUUGCGGACAGGACGCAGAACAACAGCGAAGACUUCCUUCCCCGCCACAAGUCGGCCGACGACAUGCUGGCGAUGCGUAACACGCAGUCCGAAAAGGGCUUACCGACGUCCGAUUCGAUGUCGACACUUACGACCGGGGUGCCCACCGCGCCCCUCUCGACGCCUGCAGAGGGCCCCAUCAUGAUGAAGACGAGCAAGCAGGCACACUGGAAGGUCCCGACGCCUCUCAAGUCUCCUGCGACUGGCCUGAAGAAGGCAGAGAAGUGGGUUGAGCAUCGCGCUCCGCUGUACCGCCCAAAAACCCGCGAGUCGAGCAUGACCGAGGAGGAGAAGGACAAGGCACGCCGACGCAAGGAGCUCAAGGCGAAGAGGGAGCGCGAGAAACGCAAGGCAAAGGAGCGGCAGUACAUUGUCCGCCACGUCGCCCAGAUCAUCUUCCGGCAAAAGUUCCUGCUCCAGCUUGCGCGCGCGCUCAUGAUGUUUGGCUCGCCCUCGCACCGUCUCGAGACGCAGAUUCAGGCCACGGCUAAGGUCCUUGGUCUGAACGUGCAGGUCGUGUACAUUCCUGGCGUCAUGCUGGUUUCCUUCGCGGACGACAACACGCACACGACGGAAGUCAAGUUCUUAAAGCAGCAGACGGGUCUCGACCUCGGCAAGCUCCUUCUGGUGCAUAACAUUUACUGGAUGGUGGUCUACGACAAGGUGUCGGCCGAGGCGGCGACGCUGCAGCUGGACAACCUCAUGCGCUCACCGCCCGAAUACAACUGGUGGCAGACGAUCCUUAUCGCCGGUCUCUGCUCCUCGUUCAUCGUCAUCUUUGCGUUCUACGCGUCCUUCAUCGACGCCCUCGUCUGUGCACCCCUCGGCAUGAUCAUGGCGGGCGUGCAAAUGCUUGCGGCCAAGAACGACCUGUUCUCCAACGUGUUCGAAAUCGCCAUCGCCACGCUCAUCUCGUGGAUCGCCGCCGUGCUCUCGCGCACGCGCGUACUGUGCUACACAGCCAUGGUGUCUGGCGGUGUCGUCCUGAUUCUCCCCGGUUACAUCGUGUUGACUGGAGCGCUCGAGCUCGCCGCGCGCAACAUCACAGCAGGCGCGGUCCGAAUGGGCUACUCGGUCAUUUACUCGCUCUUCCUCGGUUUCGGAAUCUCCAUCGGAGCCGAAAUCUACUCCAAGAUGUUUGGCGAGAGUCUCGCGACGGCCAAGAACUGGGACUGCUCCCAGACUCACGACCCUAACAGGUGGUACCAGAUGACCCCGAGCGGGUACUGGUACUACCUCUGUGUGCCGGCGUACGCACUCGUACUCUCACUGCGCAACCAGCAGCCGUUGUUCGCCAAGGAGCUGCCCGUCAUGGUCCUUAUCGCGUGCGCCGGCUGGGCCGUGAACCACUUCUCGGCUUACGCCUUCGGUGGACGUUCCGACAUUGUCUCCGCCCUCGGCGCCUUCACGGUCGGUAUUCUCGGCAACAUCUACGGGCGCUUCUUUAGCAACGGCGCCUCCUUCCCCGUCAUGGUCACGGGUAUUCUGCUGCAGCUUCCCUCCGGUCUCUCGCAAGGCGGAAUCUUCAACUUUGCGGCCGAGGGUAACGAAAGCAAGAACACAACCUCGCAGUACAGCCAGGGCUUCAGCGUGGCGCAGCAGCUUGUCUCCGUCGCCAUUGGACUUACCGUCGGCCUCUUCGUCGCGGCCGUCGUCACCCACCCUCUCGGAGGAAGCAAGCGCCGCGGGUCCGGCAUUUUCUCCUUCUAA